AUUUGUCUAAUGUUCACGUGCAUAAACAUUUGUUGUUGGAUCAAUUUUAAAUGUUGAUUUUACUUUCUUAAAUUCCCAUCGAACCAACAUCGAAAUUUGUUCAUCAUUGUUAUAAGCAAAAUGGCCAAAACACGGACACCAAAAUUAUUAUCGAUGAAAGAUUCACGUGUAAAAAAUCAACUCGAAAUGAAACCUAGAAUUUUGAAAAAAAAGAAGCGUGAAAAGGCAAAAAAAGCAGCUAAACGUGCCGAACGUCAAAAUCAACCUGCUGUCGUAUCAACAACAAUGUUUUUUCAUUACAAUUUGCAAUUAGGGCCACCAUUUCGUAUAAUAUGCGAUACAAAUUUUGUCAAUUUCUCUAUCAAAAAUAAACUUGACAUAAUGCAAUCAAUGAUGAAUUGUUUACUGGCUAAAUGUAUACCAAUGGUCACUGAUUGUAUCGUUGCUGAAUUACAAAAAUUAGGACAAAAAUAUCGUCUUGCAUUAAAAAUCGUUAAAGAACAAUUCGAACGGCUACCAUGUUCACAUAAGGGAACGUAUGCCGAUGAUUGUAUUGUAAAUCGUGUCACGCAACAUAAAUGCUAUAUUGUUGGUACCUGUGAUAAGGCACUGAAACGGCGUAUUCGAAAAAUACCUGGUAUACCGAUAAUGUUUCUUGUUGGUCAUCAAUAUACGAUCGAACGAAUGCCCGACGCUUAUGGUAUACGUACCUGACAUGUUUUAAUGGUAACUGUUGACAACCAACUAAUGAUGAUUCACAAUAAAUCUUUAUAUAUAUCAAAUAAAAUAACUCCCAUUUCUAUUUAAUAAAAUUAAUAAAAUCU
Dermatophagoides pteronyssinus (European house dust mite) is the source of this 824-nucleotide messenger RNA. It is a transcript of the gene Bka, whose product is annotated as FCF1 rRNA-processing protein Bka. Lineage: Eukaryota; Metazoa; Arthropoda; Arachnida; Sarcoptiformes; Pyroglyphidae. Gene Ontology annotation, cellular component: small-subunit processome. The record is from RefSeq and is a predicted model, not a curated record.